AGUGGGUCCCUCCAGGCCGGGUGACAGCGGGGCCGGGAAACAGAAACCGAGACGGCGGCUCCUCCCCCGGGGCCGGGCCGGGCCGAGCCAGGCCGGAGGGGGCGGAACCGGGAGAGGCGCCGGUGGAGCCCACCCAGAUGAACGAAGCCCUGGGCCCCGAAAUGCCCCUGCAGCCCCCGGCGGAUGCCUCGCCGGGCUCCCGAGACCGGGGCGACGUCUUGGUCGUGAUCGUGGGGGUGCCGGGCUGCGGCAAGUCGGCCCUGCUCAACGCCGCGCGGGGCCUGGCGGAGGACGACGCCCGCGCGGCCCCGCUGGGGGCCCCGGCUAGCUCCGGGGGGCCCGUGCUGUACCCCGACCCGGCCUGGCCCAACCUGCUGCUCUGGGAGCUGCCCCUGACGGAGGGCGAGGGGCCGGCGCGCUGGCUGGCCGAGGGGGACGUGGUGGUCCUGGCCACCGACGGGCUCUUCGGCGCCAGCCACGCCCGCCUGGCCCAGGAGGCCCGCGGCGCUGGCAAGAUGGUCCACUUUGCCCGCACCAAGGCCGACCUGGACCUGCACACCCUCCGGCGGCUCCUGGGUGGGCGCUAUGACCGGGCCCAGGCCCUCGAUGCCCUCCGGGCCGCCUGCGCCCAGUCUCUGGUGGCCCAUGGCCUCGGGGAGCCCCCGCCCGUCGUCUUCCUCGUCUCUGGCCACGAGCCCCAGGAGCUGGACGGGCCCCUGCUGCGCCAGGCUCUGGUGGGAGACGUCAGGGUGUACGAGAGGGUGCUGCACCCGGUGAUCUCCGGCUUUGAGCAGAUCAGCGAGCGGGAGGUGGCCGAGAUCCAGGAGGCCUACGAGCUGGGUGGCCUGGCAGAGGUGGUGACCCGGGUCCAGUGCAGCCUGGAGACCCUCUGGAACGCCCGGCUGGAUGUGGCCGUCACCGGGGAGUCGGGGGCCGGCAAGUCCACCUUCGUCAAUGCCCUGCGAGGCCUGGGGGACGAGGACGAGGGGGCGGCCCAGACCGGUGUGACCGAGACCACGGCCCAGCCCACGGCCUACCCUUACCCCGGCUACCCCAACGUGACGCUGUGGGACCUGCCCGGCAUCGGCACGCCCAGCUUCCGGGCCGACUGCUACCUCGAGGCCGUGGAGUUCCCUCGCUACGACUUCUUCAUCAUCCUGGCCUCGGAGAGGUUCAAGGAGAACCACGUCCGACUGGCCCAGGCCAUCGUGGAGCAAGGCAAACGCUUCUACUUUGUGCGCGCCAAGGUCGACAACGACCUGGAGGCCACGCGGAGGAGGAAGAACCCACCCGAGGAAGAGGAGGUGCUGGAGGAGAUCAGGAGGGACUGCCGGGAACGGCUGAGCCAGGCCGGGCUGGGCGACACCAAGGUCUUCCUCCUCAGCAGCUUCGAGAUAGAGAAAUACGACUUCCAGGCCUUCGAGGACACCUUGGAGCGGGAGCUGCCCGGGCACAAGCGUCACGCCUUCCUCCUCUCCCUGCCCAACCUCUCGGGGGCCAUCAUCGAGAAGAAGCGGCAGCUGCUCCACCAGGAGGUCUGGAAGGUGGCCUUGGUCUCCAGCCUGGUGGCCGCCGUGCCCUUGCCGGGGCUGGCCUUCACCUGCGACGUCUCCAUCCUGCUGAGGAAGCUGGCUGCCUACCGGCGGGAUUUCGGGCUGGACGCGGCCUCCCUGGCCCGGCUGGCGGAGAGGGCCGGGAAGCCGCUGGAGGCGCUGCGGGCCGAGGUGCACAGCGUGCUGGGGCGCGGCAUCAACAAGGAGGUGGUGAUCGGGCUGCUGGGGAAGGCCACCGGCGGGGGCUUGGUGGUGGUCAACUUCUUCUUCCACCGGAUCCCCAUCUACGGGGCGCUGGCCUCCGGGGGCAUCUCCUUCCACACCACCUACUCCAUGCUCAGCCAGUGCCUGGAGGAGCUGGCGGCUGACUCCCAGCGGGUUCUGGUCAAGGCCUUCGACAGCGAGGUCUGAGGGGGCUUCCAGACAAGCUAGGCGAUCCCCUCCCUCAGCUAAGGCAAAAUGGCCAUGUUAUUGUAGGGUCUCUCGGGCGGGCGGGGGGCCGCGUGCAUUGCUUGGUUAUUGUAGGGUCUCUCGGGCGGGCGGGGGGCCGCGUGCAUUGCUUGGUAAUUGUAGGGUCUCCUGAAAGGGGCCUCCACUCCCAGUCCUCUUCCAAAAUCUGUGGUUCUUCCCCCCCCAGAUUCCCAUGGCUACCGUCUCAGCACACCCCCCGCUGGGUCAAUGGGCCAUAGCGCCACUGUCCUCAAUGGGGCCAGGUCCCCAGCUGGCCCCGAUUCCCUAGCGUGGUGCUAGGGGGCGCUGUGCUGCAGGGGUUGGGGUUGGGGCCGAUCCUCCUUGCAGUUCUCCCCCCACAGCACCCGAAAUCCCCGAGCUCGCGAACACAGACCCCGUCUCUGCCCUGUCCCAUGGCUGCUGCGGCUCAUGCAGGGAUCUUGGUGUGGCGCAGGCCCACGGACGAGGCCUCUCCCAGUCCGGGGGUGGGUCUGACCUGGCUUGUGGGGCUUGGCUCCAGCCCUGUUCCUUGGCUUUUGGGGGGCACUGGGACAGCCCUGAAAUUCAGGGGGGGGUGUUCUUCAUGGGGUCCCUGAUGGUCCUCAAAAGGGGCAACAUGGGGGGGGGUGAUUCCUUCCACAGCUCUGCUAAGAACACCCGUAUGGGUCUGUACAGCACCUAGCGCUACCGUAACGCACCUAAUAAAUAGCAAUCAUGAUGUACCACACCCAGUGCUACCGUAAUGCACCUAA
Molecule: messenger RNA, 2755 nt
Organism: Caretta caretta (loggerhead turtle)
Lineage: Eukaryota; Metazoa; Chordata; Testudines; Cheloniidae
Product: interferon-inducible GTPase 5-like
Cellular component (GO): membrane
Molecular function (GO): GTP binding
Source: RefSeq, a predicted model, not a curated record